GUUAGUCCAGUCCCUCCCUCGUCAACCUCCUCUCUCUCUCUCUCUCUCUCUGCAACAAGUGUUACGGAAAACGAUACAAGAGCUAAAUAAGGGUACUUUGGUUUUGGAUUAUUAAUGCUCUUCCAUCUCCUUCAUGGGUAUGGGGCCAUGGGCAUCUCUUCUUAUCUACAUCCCUUGAUGGAGGUUCUGAGUCUUAUGACUUAUGAGAGAAAAGUUUGAUUUGAGAACUUCUACUUCCGUCCUCAAUCUUAGGUUCUUCGCUACUGAAUCGUAAUCUAGAAAGGGUUUAAGGUUUCAGAGAUUCUAGUUUGGUUUUGAUUGAGAUAUGGGGAGUUCAGAGGAGAGGGUGGUAGCUGUCAUCAUGGUAGGCGGGCCGACUAAAGGUACUCGGUUUAGGCCACUGUCUUUGAACAUUCCAAAGCCUCUCUUCCCUUUGGCAGGACAGCCAAUGGUUCACCAUCCGAUUUCCGCCUGCAAAAAGAUCCCGAACUUGGUGCAAAUAUAUCUCGUUGGUUUUUACGAGGAGCGAGAAUUUGCCUUGUAUGUCUCCUCAAUCUCUAAUGAGCUCAAAGUCCCAGUCAGGUACUUGAAAGAAGAUAAACCACAUGGUUCAGCAGGAGGUCUUUACAACUUCAGAGAUCUAAUCAUGGAAGACAACCCGUCACAUAUCUUUUUGUUAAAUUGUGAUGUUUGCUGCAGUUUUCCUCUGCCAGAGAUGCUUGAGGCCCAUAGAAGAUAUGGUGGGAUGGGAACAAUCUUAGUAAUCAAGGUUUCUGCUGAAUCAGCCAACCAGUUUGGCGAGUUGGUUGCUGAUCCAGUCACCCAUGAACUGUUGCAUUACACAGAGAAACCUGAGACUUUUGUGAGUGAUCUAAUAAACUGUGGCGUGUACAUAUUUAUGCCAGAUAUUUUCGCUGCCAUUCAGGAUGUUUCCACACAACGGAAAGACAGAGCUAAUUUACGACGCGUAUCCAGCUUUGAAGCCCUCCAGUCAGCAACAAAGACCUUUCCAACAGAUUUUGUGAGAUUGGAUCAGGAUAUACUUUCCCCUCUUGCUGGAAAGAAGCAGCUAUAUACAUUCGAGACCCUGGAUUUUUGGGAACAGAUCAAGACUCCAGGAAUGUCCUUGAAAUGUUCUGCUUUGUAUCUUGCCCAAUUUCGAUUCACCUCUCCCCAUCUUUUAUCAAUUGGGAAUGGCACCAAGAGUGCUACCAUCAUGGGUGAUGUUUACAUUCACCCAUCAGCAAAAGUACAUCCAACUGCAAAGAUUGGUCCAAAUGUAUCAAUUUCUGCAAAUGCUCGAAUUGGAGCUGGGGCAAGGCUCAUCAGUUGCAUCAUCCUUGAUGAUGUCGAAAUAAAGGAGAAUGCUGUUGUCAUACAUUCAAUCGUCGGGUGGAAAUCAUCUAUUGGUAAAUGGUCCCGUGUGCAGGCUGAUGGAGACUAUAAUGCUAAACUUGGAAUAACCAUCCUAGGUGAAGCUGUGAUUGUUGAAGAUGAAGUUGUAGUAAUCAACAGCAUUGUUCUUCCGAAUAAGACACUCAAUGUCAGUGUGCAGGAGGAGAUCAUCCUAUAAUAAGGAAGAAGGCUUUACACAGAGCCUUGUUACCAUAGGAUGUAAUCCUCUUUUCCUCUAUAUAAAAAAUAAUAAUGCCUACUGUUAAGGUUCUUUUAGUUCUAAAUAUGAGAGAUGAUU
Telopea speciosissima is the source of this 1693-nucleotide messenger RNA. Its product is annotated as mannose-1-phosphate guanyltransferase alpha-like. The record is from RefSeq and is a predicted model, not a curated record. The transcript has 15 exons. NCBI's taxonomy places the organism in Eukaryota, Viridiplantae, Streptophyta, Magnoliopsida, Proteales, Proteaceae. Gene Ontology annotation, biological process: biosynthetic process. Gene Ontology annotation, cellular component: cytoplasm. The coding region runs from base 326 to 1573 and encodes 415 amino acids.